AUGGAAUUUCACGCGGUCAUCCUAUGCGGGCCUGGAAAACAGCUCACUCCCUUCUCGAAAAUGCGCUCUACUGGCAUUCUGAAGGCACUUUUACCUGUUGCCAAUGUGCCUAUGGUUGAAUAUGUGCUUGAUUGGUGUGAGCGUGCCUUUUUCCCAAAAGUGACCUUGGUUUGUGAUGAUGCUUCUGCUGAAGACAUUGAGGCCAGCUUGAAGCGCUACAAGGCGACGAAAUCAAGCAGUGAAACCAGUGGUGACCAUACUUUCCUGUUCACCGAGUCAAUCCUGGUAGUCCAAGUUGACUCUUCUGCCAGCGGGCAAGUUUUGCAACAUUUGUACAAAACGAACGCUAUUAGUCCGUAUGAACAUUUUGUAUUAUUGCCGUGUGAUUUCAUCACAAAUUUGCCCCCUCAGGUCUUGAUUGAAGCAUAUAGAUCAAGUCAGGAUACAGAUGUGGGCAUGUUGGUAUACUACAAAAAUCGGUUGGAGAUCGAGGAUAAGAAAAACAAAAUUUUCCCCAAGAACUAUACGAUCUAUACGGAAUUACCAACUGGCCUGUCGCAAUUAUUGGAUUAUUAUUCUGUGGCAGACAUUGAAUUCCACAAGGCCUUAAAAAUAAGGACUCAAAUGGUCUGGUCGUACCCGAACGCCACUGUCAGCACGCAAUCCUUGAAUAGCUCUAUUUUCUUCGGUAAUGCCAAGAAGAUUUUCGAAAUUUUUGACGCCUAUCCCGACAAGUUUAUCGAUACCUACUUCGCUACUCGGCCUCUCAUCAAAGUUGUGAGAGAUUUGGCAAGAAAGCCGUGGCAAAAACCCAACCACAAGUCCACUAUUGGUUUCAUGAUGGUUCCAGAACAAGCUAUUUUCUUUAGAUGUAACAACUUACCUGUUCUCAUGGAGGGUAACAGACAUUAUUUGAAAUUGCAAGCAAGAGAAGGUGCAGUGAAACAAACUGCUGCUAAGGAGAAAACUGCAGCAAACGUUGGUGCCGACUCUAUUAUUGGUGAAAAUACACUGUUGGGCGAAAAGACCACGGUCAAGCGUACGGUGAUUGGUUCCAAUUGCAUAAUCGGUAAAAGAGUGAAGUUGACAGGAUCGAUUAUCCUAGACAAUGUUGUUAUUGAAGAUGAUGUUCAAUUGGAAAACACGGUUGUGGGUCACCAUGCGAUCAUCCGCAGCAAGUCUAAGUUGAUCAACUGUAAUGUGGAGUCAACGCAUGAUGUGAUGAAUGGUACUCAAUCCAAGGGAGAUACUUUGUUGUGCUUGACUUUAGAAGGUUUAGUUGUGUCUGACAGCUCCAGCGAGGACGCUAGUUCAUCUGAGGGUGAUUCAGAUAGUGACUACGAAGAGUUUGACGAGGGAGAUUACGACAACUCUGACGGCUUAUUUGGCUACUAA
Messenger RNA from Clavispora lusitaniae ATCC 42720, 1395 nucleotides. RefSeq names its product translation initiation factor eIF2B subunit gamma (gene GCD1). Gene Ontology annotation, molecular function: guanyl-nucleotide exchange factor activity; translation initiation factor activity. Lineage: Eukaryota; Fungi; Ascomycota; Pichiomycetes; Serinales; Metschnikowiaceae. Gene Ontology annotation, biological process: cytoplasmic translational initiation. Gene Ontology annotation, cellular component: guanyl-nucleotide exchange factor complex; eukaryotic translation initiation factor 2B complex. The record is from RefSeq and is a predicted model, not a curated record.